CUAAUUAUAAAUAAAUAUUAAACAUUUUUCUCUUCAAAAAAAUCAGUUUUAAAAAAAGUUUUAUUGAAUAAUUUACUUCUUAUCUACGAUUGGUCAAAAUAAAAAUAUGUUUUCGGCCGCGACCUUUUUAUUCAGUUCUCUAAGUUCUCACGACGCGGGUGAUUUCUUCAAAUCUUCGACGGAAAAAAGGAUUCAAGUAGAAAAAGUUCUAUCCAAAAUAAGACUCAGCCAUGACACUUACGAAAAAAUCCGUGACAUGCUAAUAGCAGAAUUCAUCAAGGGUCUGGGCAAGGAAACCAACGCCUCGGCUACCAUCAAAAUGUUCCCUUCGUACGUUAGAGCCGUGCCAGAUGGGACAGAACAAGGCGAUUUCUUAGCUCUGGAUCUUGGGGGCACUAAUUUUCGGAUAUUGAGAAUCACGCUAGAGGGCAACAAAGUUAGCAUGCAAAACAAGAUAUACAUGAUAUCCAAAAAACUGAUGACGGGACCCGGAACAGAUUUAUUCGACUACAUAGCGGCUUGCUUGUCCGAUUUCGUGAAAGAACAAAAUUUAGAGGGGAAAUCUUUGCCACUGGGUUUUACCUUUUCCUUCCCCUGCAAGCAAGAAGGGCUCACCAAGGCCAGGCUCAUCUCUUGGACGAAGGGCUUCACCUGCCCAGGCGUGGUAGGAGAAGACGUGGUUAAUCUGCUACAAAAGUCUCUCAUCACACAUCCGAAAACAGGCAUAAAGAUGGACACCAUCGCCAUUUUGAACGACACGACUGGCACUUUGAUGUCUUGCGCAUUUUUAGACCAAAAUACCAAUGUCGGUAUGAUCUUAGGAACUGGAAGUAAUGCAUGUUAUAUGGAAAAACUGGAAAACGUCGAAUUGUGGGACAGCGAUUACGAUGAACCCAAACAAGUAAUCAUCAAUACAGAGUGGGGAGCUUUCGGUAGUGACGGAGCCUUAGAUUUCAUGAGAACCAAAUACGAUUACGAUAUCGAUCAAAACUCUCUAAACCCUGGCAAACAAAUAUACGAGAAAAUGAUAUCCGGUUUCUACAUGGGCGAAUUGGUCAGGCUAGCCCUGGUCGAUUUGUGUGAGAAGGGACUCCUCUUUAACGGCAACGGUUCCGAUGAAUUGUACACCAGAAACCAAUUCUUCGCCAAAUACGUUUCCGAAAUUGAAAGUGACUUGUCCGACGAUUUCCCCAAUACACGUCAAGUACUAGAUGAGAUUGGCAUAGAGUACGUUUCUCAAGAAGAUUGCGCUAUCGUUCAAUACGCCUGCACUUUGGUAUCCUCUCGCGCCGCUUACCUAGCGUCAGCAGGUGUAGCGGCUAUAUUGACUAAAAUGCAUAAACCCAAAGUCACGGUGGCAGUUGACGGUUCCUUGUACAGGUAUCACCCUAAAGUCCACAAUCUUAUGAUGGACAAGAUUGGCAAACUUGUCAAAGAUGUUGAUUUCAAAUUAAUUCUAUCCGAGGACGGGAGCGGAAAGGGUGCAGCCCUAGUUGCCGCCGUCGCCUCUCGCCUAGCUCGCGAAAAGGCGGCGAAAUUAGCCGGAAGGGAUCCUAAAAGCGAACCUCAUCAAAACACCGAUAAUCAUCAUUCAAAGUCGUCUAACCCCGAAACAUUUAAUAAUUAUAGCAUAAAACCAGACGGAAAUCAUCACAAAAGAAAUUAACCAAUGCUUUUCGGAGUCAUUCAAAGCAAAAAAAAAUUCAUAAAAUAACCAAUUAUAAUUUCAUACUCUUAUACUAUUCAGUGUAUUAUAAUAUUACACCAUCAUCCACCACCUCCCUUUUUUUAAAUUUUGGGUAUUCCUUUAAAUUUCCUUAAUUUUGUCUAGUCAAUUAUCUAGCUUUCUUAUUUAU
Messenger RNA from Gordionus sp. m RMFG-2023, 1856 nucleotides. RefSeq names its product hexokinase-like. NCBI's taxonomy places the organism in Eukaryota, Metazoa, Nematomorpha, Gordioida, Chordodea, Parachordodidae. The record is from RefSeq and is a predicted model, not a curated record. Gene Ontology annotation, molecular function: ATP binding; D-glucose binding; fructokinase activity. Gene Ontology annotation, cellular component: mitochondrion; cytosol. The transcript has 12 exons. Bases 107 to 1666 code for a protein of 519 amino acids. Gene Ontology annotation, biological process: glucose 6-phosphate metabolic process; intracellular glucose homeostasis; glucose metabolic process.